AUGCCUUCAAGAAUUACCAAAUUAUCUUAUUCAUUAAAAACUUAAAGUACUGGAAGAUAUUGUGAUGAUCCAAUGGCAAUAAAUAAUAAAUUUUAAAUAUUUUUAAUAGAAAACAGUACAAGAGUGACAGAUUUGAUUGAGAAAGAUAAACAAUUUCCAUUUGUUUCAAUGAUUGAUAGAUUUUUUGGUCAUAAAACUUAAAGAGUAAAGGUUGAAUCUAUAGUAGAAAAGAAAGGAAAUGCAUAAGAAUAAAAAAGAUAGAUAGAAAAUUAAGAAAUUAAAUAAGAUAUUAUUACGCUAAUUGAAUUGCCAUAAAUGAAAAAGAAUAUGAGUUUGAGGAAAUUAAAGGAGAGCUUAAUAUUUAAUGAGAGAAUUUAUUGA
This is a messenger RNA of Paramecium sonneborni, 381 nucleotides long. NCBI's taxonomy places the organism in Eukaryota, Ciliophora, Oligohymenophorea, Peniculida, Parameciidae. The record is from the annotation of a GenBank genome assembly.